This is a messenger RNA of Nannospalax galili (Upper Galilee mountains blind mole rat), 847 nucleotides long. RefSeq names its product oxidoreductase like domain containing 1 (gene Oxld1). Bases 90 to 572 code for a protein of 160 amino acids. The transcript has 2 exons. NCBI's taxonomy places the organism in Eukaryota, Metazoa, Chordata, Mammalia, Rodentia, Spalacidae. The record is from RefSeq and is a predicted model, not a curated record. Gene Ontology annotation, cellular component: mitochondrion.
AAGUCCCGCCCAGCGAGCGCCACUUCCGCUUCCUGCGCCCAGCCCCGGGGCUCCGGCCUCCAGCCUAGCUCUGGAGCCCGGCUGCGGCCAUGCUGCUGCGGAGUGUGACCCAGGGAGGCCGGACGGUGGGCGCCGCCAUCUGCUGCUCGGGGACUCGCUCGCUCUCCAACUGGGUCUGCUGCCUGAGGCUUCCUGGAGGAGGAGACAAUGUUCUUCACAGACAUCGAGCUCCAGUGCAAGCCACUGAUGGCUGCAGAGAGCUGGGAACAGACCAUAGGGAUGAAGGCUCCCAGGCAGGUGCAGAGGGUACCAAGGAUCCCAAGGCCUCCCUGCCCAAUGGGAGUCCCGUAGGACCCCUCUACACUCUGCCACCUGACCUCCAGCCCCCCACAAACUGCUGCAUGAGUGGCUGCCCUAACUGUGUAUGGGUGGAUUAUGCCGAGGCUCUGCUGAGGCACUACCAGGAUGGAGGGAAGCAGGCCCUAAAUGCCAUAGAGGAACAUGUGACAGAUGAGAACCUCAAAGCCUUCCUCAGAAUGGAGAUCAGGCUCCGCAUACAGGCUGGAGGCUGAGACAAUCUGCCCAGGACACCUCACCGUGGACAGAUACCACCCAGGCAACUCCUGCUUAGGAAGCAACAGGGCCACUUUUAUUCAGGAGUCUGGAGGACUUCAGGUAUCUGUCAGGGAUAGGAGCUAUUGUGUAACUUAAGAAUAAAUAAGCCAAGGAGUUGGGGACUUAGCUCAGUGGUAGAGCGCUUGCCUAGCAAGUGCAAGGCCCUGGGUUUGGUCUUCAGCUCUGAAAAAAAAAUAAAAUUAAAAAAAAUAAAAUAAAAUAAAAAUAAAUA